Molecule: messenger RNA, 4248 nt
Organism: Penicillium verhagenii
Lineage: Eukaryota; Fungi; Ascomycota; Eurotiomycetes; Eurotiales; Aspergillaceae
Product: chromatin-binding protein RAD9
Exons: 2
Coding region: 1-4248 (1415 amino acids)
Biological process (GO): positive regulation of transcription by RNA polymerase II; DNA damage checkpoint signaling
Cellular component (GO): nucleus
Molecular function (GO): histone binding
Source: RefSeq, a predicted model, not a curated record
AUGGAGACUCAGGACAGUAUCGAUAUUGCACAUCUGCAACGCGUCGCGUUGGGACUUGAGCACGACCCAUAUGUCCCUGGACAAGCACAUCUUGACAGCCCCUCGCAACCACGGUCGACCCAUGCAGAUGAGGUUGUCAAUCGUUCCUACAGUGACAGUUCCCCGACGGCUCCCCGGAAUUUAUCUCUAGUCGCCUCGAAUCCAACGAGCCGUUCCCAUAAGCGUAACUCCUCUCCUCAAUUACCUCGACACUAUGAAAACUUCCCCAUGAAUCCUCCCAGCGAGCCGAACAAGUCUAUCUCAGUUUCCAGGUCGAUUGUACCUGCAGCAAUGGAUCCCACGGAUGCCACCCCGAGUGACACUCAAGUUGUCUCACAAUCGAUCUACGAUAGUAUAAUCCAGCGAAAUGGGGAGUCCAUGUAUGGAGGAGCUUCACAAUACGGCGGAGAUGGUGGCACUCUUAGGACAUUACACGAGGGCGAUAGUGGCCAUAUUGAUCUUCUUGCCGAAUUCGAUACAGCACACCACGAACCCAACCUCUCUCCGAUCCAAGAUGAAGAAAGCAACUAUGACCCGGAUGAAUCGUCUCCAAUGCAUUACCAGCCCGAGUUCUUCCCUGAAUCCCAACGCUUUAUGGCCACGACUCCCGGGACAUCGAUAAAAAAGCCUCAGACUCCAGGCACACUGACGGAGACGCCCACUCAAUCGAGGAACCCUCUUGCCGGAGAUAUCGAAUCUAGUGGGGGGCUGAUGGGCUUGAGUCAGUUAUUUCGAGCAACUCAGGCCCAAUCGUCCCCCUUGGUUCAUGGCCAACAACCGGAACUUGUAUCAGAUCGUCCAUCGCCGAAUAUUCCCAUUCAGCGACCCCGCAUAGCUAAUAAUGUUUCCUCGCCACUUGUUCAUUUUACGAGAGAAUCAUCCGAACCGAACCUCCACUACAUAUCCAUGAAAGAGUCACAGUCAAGGAGGGAUAAAUCUCUCGGGGAAAGAUUGACACGGUCUGCGGAUAAUAUGCAAUCGGAUGAUCCGCUGGAUGAGGAGUUCAACAAGGAGUCUAGUUUUGUUCAAAAUGCACGGAGACAACGACUAUACGACGAAGAGACUGCUGCGCAAUUUGCGGCCUUAAAUGCCCCCCCGCGGUCCGAGGACCGUGCUACACCACCAGAUUAUCUAGACGAGAAUGCGGAUGAAAUUGCGACCGCUGGAAGUGAGGAAGAAACGGAACAAGAAGAUGAAAUCGCACCGCAAGUUCCCCAGUCGCAGGAAUUAUCGCAUCUUUCCGAAGAAGACAAGGAAAACAACCCCAGUUUUGUAAAUGAGACUGAUAGUGCACACGACCGGCUCUCACAAGCCCUUGGCAUGGAAAGUGGUCCAUCAUCUCGGGUCAAUACAGCACCGGAGGCUGAUGUUAGGUAUUCUCAGCCUGAAUCGGUCGACGUGCAUGACCGGUAUCCAUAUUCUAGUCGAUCCUCUCAAGUCAUGGUAAAAGACUCUCAACAAUCGCCACAGCCAUCGCCCAGGCCCAACAGAUAUGAGGCCCAAGCUGACCAGCAAUCAUUUACGCUGCAGCUUGAGCCCGCCCCUAAUAGUAUCGACGAUGGGAAUGUUUCACCUAUCCGACAACGCCUUCAAUCUUCUCCGCCUCCUUCACAACUAGAGGAUGGGCUUAAUUCAAAUUUCGAUUCCCACGAGCAGGGCCCUGAUGUCGAAAUGGAAGAUCAUGCGCCGUCCAACGAUGCUGUGCCACUACAAUCUGGCAUUGCUCGUGCUUUGCCCAAAAGUGGGCUAUUCUCCAACAGCUCCCAAGGUGGUGCCGGGAAUAAAUCUUCCUCGAUGCCCUCGCGUGUUACUGAAACGCCUGUUCACCUACGUCCAGAUCCUGAAGACUUGUCCCGGUUAACAAGCAUACCAGAGACCAGCCCCAGCCACAUCCAAUCCAAUGAAUGGGAAGCAGGGUCCAAUGCUGAUGGAUUGAAUAAUGAGGAUGAUGACCUGCCUCCUAUGCUACCUACAGGUGUUGAACGAUUUGGUCAGAUGCACCAUUCACAGUCCCGUGCCCUUUCAUCCCCAAUCAAGACCCUCAUUUCCCAGGCACAAUCCCAGAUUCUAUCUAGUCCAAGUGGAAGACAACGCCGUGCUUUGACUGAGAUUGCUUCGGAUUGUUCUCCCCAAGCUGAUUUCAAGAUCGGGGAUAUCGGCUUGGAUUUCUUCACUGCCGACGAUGAUGAUUUUAAUUCAUUGGUCAUUGAUGGUUCCCCGACUCGCCCUCGAAAGAGAAGACGAGGCAACUUUGGCCAGUCCUUCAAUACGUCCGACACUGCUGUUCCCGGGACGCCUCGUGCACACACCUAUAAGACUACAGCACCCAUCCAUGAGAGCCCCGCUCAGCAUCUGUCCUCAUCAGCAGUUACCAAUAUUCCUGCACCUCCCCGCAGACAAUCCAGACCUGCUGUUAGAGAUGAUACUGUAUGGGAAAUCGGAGACUCUCCGCAACAACCGACUGUACGACGAAGAUCAAGGCACACCGGAGCUACUGCUCCCCGGGACAUGGGAAAGCGACAUGUACAAAAACAUCAUACAGAAGUUCAAGCGCCAACUCUGCCCGUACCCACUGGAAAAACCGCAUCAGUCACAUCUUCUGAACUCACUGAACUCACUGAUGUUGAUAUCACCUCAGAGGACCAGCCUUUAUCAGAUAACAACAUCACCAAUAGCCCUCCUACCACACCUCAACCUGCCCGGAUAUCUUCUGAUAGCACCUUGAUUGCUCCCAAUCAAGUCAUUGCUGUGUGGAAGGGUCAAAAACGGGCAUAUUACCCUGCUACUUGCUUCGGAACGCCUCUUGGUGUCUCACAAACCAAUUACACUGUGAAAUUUGAAGACAGUCUUCCUAUCGAAGUCCUUAAGGGGCUAGUUAAGAGGUUUGAACUUCACAUCGGUGAUGCUGUCAAAGUCGAUAUGCGUGGUAUUCCAAAGGUCACACAUCUCGUUCGUGGCUUUGAUGAUAAACUCACAAAGGAGGAGCUUUCCCAGGCUGCCGAAAGUGGGUUCUGCCCCCAGACCGAUAUUUACGGCUAUUCCUCGGUUAUCCUUGGGCCCAAACAACGCAAAAGCCUUCCCAAUGGUGGUCUCAAUAAUUCCGAAAAUGUGAUUAAGGUACCAAUGGGCCGCAUCUACCUCGACAUGAGUUUGUGGAAUCAGCUCAAGGACCGUGACUUUACCUAUCAACCCGAGCUGGCGCCCCAACCAACAGUCCAAGUCACAGUUCCAGCACCAGCCCCAGCAGCUGCAUCUCAUUCGCCAGAAAAAUCAUCACUGCCAGCCUCUCCGAGUAUUCGCUUCUCUCGUUCUUUCCAGUCUGGCAGCGGUAUCUUCACGAACAUGGUAUUUGCGGUGUCCUAUACGGAUGACGAUGGUUCCAAGAAACGUGUUUCAAAACUCAUUAUGGAUAAUGGUGGCUCGGUAUUGCAUGAUGGAUUCACAGAACUGUUUGACACCUCUUCGAUCCUUCCUUUUGAAACACCAACAAAAAGCGAGAAGAGUGAGUCCAGUAGCGCUGGACUUUGUCUAACACCCCUUGCUGAAGAUGUGGGUUUUACAUGCCUCAUUGCUGAUACAUACUCCCGCCGUGAAAAGUACAUGCAAGCCCUGGCACUGGGUCUACCGUGUCUCUCGGGCCGCUGGGUCGAAGAUUGUGUUGCGAAGGGUCGCGUUUUAGAUUGGGAUGUUUACCUACUACCCGCCGGUGACUCAACUUAUCUCAAUGGGGCCACCAAAUCCCGAAUGAUGAUACCGACGUCGCCUUGCGAGUCUCGUCUAUCUGACACCAUCGCGGCAAGACCAAAAUUACUGGGCGGAAAGUCCGUUCUUAUCAUCACUGGCCGAGGAAAAGCACAGAAAAAACGCCAAGCCUACAUAUUCCUCACAUUUGCGCUUGGAGCUUCCCGUGUAGAGCGAGUACCAGAUCUUGAGACUGCCCGCGCAUUAAUGGAAUCUCAGUCCGAGGCUUCGUUGCCUUGUAGCUGGGACUUGGUUUACGUCGAUGAUGCCGAUCAAUCUUCUGCGCAGUCCAUGUUGACCCCGAGACCGAAAACACAGAAAUUUUCCUUGGUUCAUGGCAAGAAGCGCAAGAAGUCAACUAUACUCACUUUAAGAGAUCCUGUUGACAGUUUAUCGCCCAUUACACGAGUUGUUGGAAAUGAGUUUGUAUGCCAGAGUUUGAUCUUGGGUAGAUUGUUUGAGGAGUGA